This is a messenger RNA of Pomacea canaliculata, 1647 nucleotides long. RefSeq lists its product as uncharacterized. The transcript is spliced from 2 exons. The record is from RefSeq and is a predicted model, not a curated record. NCBI's taxonomy places the organism in Eukaryota, Metazoa, Mollusca, Gastropoda, Architaenioglossa, Ampullariidae. The coding region runs from base 46 to 609 and encodes 187 amino acids.
AGUAUUGAUAAUUUUUGUUCUUGUUUUACGCCCAAUUAUCACAACAUGUAUGUGACAACUCUUUGCUUCUUUAUAUUCCUCGGCAUGGCAUGCGUCUUGUGUAAGACCGAGACAGGUAACAUUCUCUACAAAUCCGAGGUCGACUUGAAACACGGGAACUCGUCCGGAAAAGAUAUUCUAUUUUUGAAAAGUGUCAUUCCUACAAUGGUAAACUACGGCAAUGAGUUAGUCCUGCGGUGUGAGGCCACCCUGGUAGACACGAGUUAUCAACUAUUUCACAUCUGGCUCUACCAGUCCGAUGUAGCGGCCAAGAUCGCUGCUUUCUUUCCGCACAGGGGCCGGGAGGAGAUGGAGUACGUCUCCCCCAAUGAGCAAAGGCUGUACGACCUGAGAGUGAAAGGUGAGAUCCGCCAGACGCCGGUAAACACCAGCUACAUCCUCACCGCCACGUUUCCCAGCGUCACCUGCGCCCACCAGACCUCUUUCUACUGCUGGGUGUUCGCCUACCCGAGUCCUGAGCCUCUGCAGACCGCUCCAAAGAACGUGCAGAUCUCCCCGUGCGACAAGAGCCAGGCAUCCUACAAAACACGAUACGUAGAGGAAUUCUAAGACGGCAGGGUGCCAUGCAAAAGAGCUACCUAACCCUGGGAUGUUACCAACCGCUUUAUUACAAUGUCUGUAUUAUAACAAGGCUAAGUUUUAAUGCCAAAAAGGCCGAAAGUACUUUGCUGAGAUUAGCAGGCUGUCGUUUAGAUGAGGUACCUAAAAGUUGUAAGCAGCUGAACAGUUUAAGAAAAAGAAUAGAUAGUCAAGAUUUCAGGCACCCAAUCCCGAUUGCAGCAAAUAUAUUUCAAUAGUAAUAACGAACUAGUAGUAACUAUCUUCUAGUUUUUAAGAAGAUUAUGAUGAUGAAGAGAAAUGGACUAUUUGCAGCCUGCCAUGUUAUCCAAAAAUAGGCCCGGGCUUAUCAGCUAUUCAAAAGGAACAGCAACGACCAAAUAUAUUUUUUUAUUUACCACUGUAAAUUAAAAACAGAAAUCGCGGGGGGCUUUGAAAUAUCUCCACUGCAUUAUCCGAAAAUUGUAUGUUCAUGCGUCUCAUGACCGAUUUCUCCCAAACUAAACUAUUGUGAAAUGCCAUUAGUUUAGGAAGCGGAAAUAAAUUUGUGUGGACGUAGGGAAGUACUAGUAAUAGUUUUAAAGUCGAAGAAUCAUCUAGAAAUACACAAACACCUACCUAGUCUUAACUCGGAUACUUUCGUGCCUAGCAGUCAAUAUGCUCCAUGUGAGAAGUGAGAUGUUAGGUUGUGUAAUAAAUGAGAGAUUCUUCCUCAGUAUCGCACAGUUGAAUAUCCUGCUACCCUCUAAAGGCAAAUAGUUGUUUUUUUAUUUCACAAAACAUUAUUUUGGAAAAAGGUGCAAACUUAAGUAUAAUUAAGUUAUAAUUUAGUUUAUUGCCAGAGUUUAGGAAUGUUUCCUCGCGGUUUCAUUCGACUUCAGAGAGGUAAAUGGCGCUGUUGACAUUGUCAGUUAAAUGCUGUACAUUUCAAACAUCAAACAUUUGCGACAUUGUAACUAAUGAGUUGGACUAACAUUCAGCAUGUAUCUCUAUGGUUAUGUGAAAUAAAAACAGCAAACAACUUUAUGA